This is a messenger RNA of Mytilus trossulus (common blue mussel), 1215 nucleotides long. RefSeq lists its product as uncharacterized. Lineage: Eukaryota; Metazoa; Mollusca; Bivalvia; Mytilida; Mytilidae. Gene Ontology annotation, molecular function: protein binding. The record is from RefSeq and is a predicted model, not a curated record. The transcript is spliced from 4 exons. The coding region runs from base 87 to 1130 and encodes 347 amino acids.
CCAUAUUUCAUUUGCUGCAAUAAACAAUAUACUUCUUAAAUAGAACGGUCCUAACCAUCAUAACAACAGACCGAUGUACUUGUGAAAUGACUUGCAAUGUAUGCAACCAAGAGAAACUCUCUAAAGAAUUUGCACCAUUCAAUGCCGCUGAUGAAUGUGAUCACGCUUCUCUGUCAUGUUUGCGGUGUAUGGUUGAUACUGUAGCGAAUUAUGGAAAGUGCCCGUACCCAGGAUGCUCACAACAAAUUGAUAAACGCAGCAAUAAAAUAAAGAUAUUUGAAAAAAUGCUUGCAAAAAUGUUUAAGGAAUACGAGACAAGCUACAGUCCCGUUGUUGAUGGCAAGGAUUUGGAUAUUGAUGGUUCCACAACAUAUAUUAAUAUAACAGGUUUAACUGGAGAAUCCUUGCAAAUCCCAUAUACCCUAAAACUGACUGUAAUGGAGUUAAAGAAUCGCAUUCAACGCGAACUUCGAAUUGAAACCAGUAAGCAAAAACUUUUAUACGAGGACAAAGAAAUUGAAAACAAUAGUACAACUGGAAGAUUGGCAACUCUAGGUGACUACACCGUAAAGCCAAACACUACAAUUUGUUUGGUUGUAUGCCUCUACAGCAUUCCUGAAGAUUUCAACCAUGUCGUAUUUGAUUUAUAUUGGGGUUAUCCUCGGAGUGGAAAAGACUACCUUGACGCUUCAUGCUUAAUGUUUUCAGGGACAACUUUUUACCGAGCAUGCGAUUAUUAUUACGUAAAACCACACUCAUCUGUAAGACACUCUGGGGACAGGAUGGAUGACUCAAGAAAACAAGGGCAUCAUACUAUUGACGUAUUCUUGCAGAAUAUACCAGCGGGUAUUACGCAUCUCUUCUUUACUCUGAGCGCUUGGAAAUGCCCGAAUAUAUCAAAAUAUAGGACACCUAGUUUAAAUUUUUUCGAGGCUUCAAAGCCCAAUAAAAGCUUGUGUGAAACUUCUUUUAGGCAUGCAAAUAAUUCGCAGGCUGUAGUCAUGUGUUCUUUGUCUAGAAAAGAUGGUAUCUGGAAAAUAUUUCAAUCUGGAAAACUUUCAUCCGGAAACGCCCAUAAAUACGGGCCACUAAAGGAAACAAUCCGACGUCUGAUUUUAUCUGGAUUUUAAUUCCUACUGACGAUAGAAUUUAAUGAAUUUAAUGAAAUAAACUUUAAAAUUAUUCAUGGCAUAAGACAUAUAUUUACAUCAAAGA